GCGUUCAUUACAUUGGAAGGCCCUGGUUUUUUUGGAUCUUCUAAAGACUUGCAAAGAUAUCGGGAAGACCGGGUCGGGUGUUUGGGCGGCUAACCAAAGUGACAGGUGCCUUUUUAUCUGGAGGAGCAUAGAAACUUAUUUAUUUCCCUCAUUUUCAACGCCCUUCCAUCGAUUCAUUAGUGUUCACGUCAAUAACAAAAUAGUGAUUGUGCAAAUAACGACUCCGGUUCAUAGGAAUGCCUUCGAAAUUACUUCCGUAUUACAGCUAAAAUUACAGAAAACGUCAUUGUUAAAUCUACAUCGAAAUUUUUUAGUGAGUUUAUUAGGAGAAUGGGCAAAAUACUUUCAAAAAUAUUCGGAAACAAGGAAAUGAGAAUACUUAUGCUGGGGCUGGAUGCAGCUGGGAAAACAACUAUAUUGUACAAGCUGAAAUUAGGACAGUCAGUCACAACAAUUCCCACCGUUGGAUUUAAUGUUGAAACUGUAACAUAUAAAAAUGUUAAAUUCAAUGUUUGGGAUGUUGGUGGCCAAGAUAAAAUCCGCCCACUGUGGCGACACUAUUAUACUGGCACCCAAGGUUUGAUAUUCGUUGUAGACUGCGCCGACAGAGAUCGGAUUGACGAAGCUCGGCAAGAACUUCACAGGAUCAUUAAUGAUCGUGAGAUGCGAGAUGCGAUCAUCCUUAUUUUUGCAAACAAACAAGACCUGCAGGAUGCCAUGAAACCCCAUGAAAUUCAAGAGAAAUUGGGUCUUACUCGUAUUCGUGAUCGGAACUGGUACGUCCAGCCAGCAUGUGCCACAACAGGCGACGGCUUGUAUGAAGGACUGACAUGGUUAACGUCCAAUCAUAAGUCGUAAUGGACACCACUGCGUUCAAGUGCUGUGUAUAAGAAAAUUCAACAAGGUCGUGAGGGCGUAGAGGAAAGAUUUAGGAAACAAUAACUGAGACUAUAUGUUUGAAGCUGGCAACCUACUGUAAUAGUGUGGUUGCCAAAAGUGCGCUAUGGCAUCAAAUAAUUAAUACCGUACCGGACGCGAGAGCAAUCUACAAUUACUUCUAAACAAGAAAAAAAUAUUAAAAUAUUGUGGGAUCUGUUCUUACGAAGCCCACAACACGAGCUCUUCCAAAAUUGUUGUGCUGAGAAAAAAAAAAAAAAAAAAAUUGACGACGACGACAAAUCCUCCCUUUUCUAUUUCAAUUUUGGGUUGUACUGCAUAAUUUGCAUUCUUUUGAUUCCCGCGUCCGUUUGUUUUACUCUUUUCAUAAUUCAUUGUUUCUCCCAUCCCCUGUUAUUUGUAAGUUUUGCUCCCAAAUUUUCAACCAUUCCCCUUGAGUUCGGCCUUCAUCUCCUUUUCGGAAUCCUCCCCUCCCCAUUUUAAUCCCAUUUUUUACUCAAUUGCAUUAGAAUGUUGAAUCUAGCCCACAGUGUGUAGAUGUAUGAUGAAUGCGCGGUAAAAAUUUUUGCUUGUACCUAAGUAAAUAUAAUUACAUAAUUUGUUCCAGUU
This is a messenger RNA of Daphnia magna, 1506 nucleotides long. It is a transcript of the gene Arf51F, whose product is annotated as ADP-ribosylation factor 6. Gene Ontology annotation, cellular component: cytoplasm. The coding region runs from base 331 to 858 and encodes 175 amino acids. The transcript has 5 exons. NCBI's taxonomy places the organism in Eukaryota, Metazoa, Arthropoda, Branchiopoda, Diplostraca, Daphniidae. The record is from RefSeq and is a predicted model, not a curated record. Gene Ontology annotation, molecular function: GTP binding; GTPase activity. Gene Ontology annotation, biological process: vesicle-mediated transport; intracellular protein transport.